Messenger RNA from Monopterus albus (swamp eel), 1430 nucleotides. RefSeq names its product NFU1 iron-sulfur cluster scaffold homolog, mitochondrial. Gene Ontology annotation, molecular function: iron ion binding; iron-sulfur cluster binding. Gene Ontology annotation, biological process: iron-sulfur cluster assembly. NCBI's taxonomy places the organism in Eukaryota, Metazoa, Chordata, Actinopteri, Synbranchiformes, Synbranchidae. The record is from RefSeq and is a predicted model, not a curated record. Bases 52 to 822 code for a protein of 256 amino acids. The transcript has 8 exons. Gene Ontology annotation, cellular component: mitochondrion.
AGGAUUAAGUGUUGUCUACCACAUGGGGUCCUCAUUUUCAAAACAAACAAAAUGGCGGCUUACGUGAGAUGGGGUCUUCAGCAGUUGGUACGAGCAAGAAAUGGGGCUCACUUUAGGUUUCAAGACAGGACCGGAAGCACGGCCCAGAGCUUUAGAGGAGUUCAGCCUCACCUCGGAACAAGAACCAUACAUUUCCCAAUAAGACAGCUGUCCAUCCAGACUCAAGACACUCCAAACCCCAGAAGCUUAAAAUUUCUCCCUGGCAAACCUGUCCUAGGAAGUGGGACACUUGAUUUUCCCUCUUCAAGCUCAGCAGAAUGUUCAUCUCUAGCUAGGGCCCUCUUUGAAAUCGAAGGAGUAAAAAGUGUGUUCUUUGGUCCUGACUUCAUAACAGUCACUAAAAUAGAUGAGGAUGUGGCAUGGACAGACAUUAAGCAUCAUGCUUCGGAGGCCAUUGCUAAGUUUUUUGAGAGUGGUGGCCCGAUAACAACAGGGGUGGUGCACAAUGAAAGCAGCAUCUCUGAAGACGAUGAUGAUAUUGUAUCCAUGAUAAAGGAACUUCUGGACACUAGAAUAAGACCUACGGUGCAGGAAGAUGGAGGGGAUAUCAUCUUUAAGGGAUUUGAGAAUGGCACAGUCAAGCUGAAGCUGGUUGGUUCCUGCACAGGAUGUCCAAGCUCUACAGUCACCCUGAAGAAUGGUGUUCAGAAUAUGCUGCAGUUUUAUAUCCCAGAAGUAGACAAGGUGGAACAGGUGGAAGAUGAAGUGGAUGAAGUUAAUGCAAAGGUUUUCUCAGAACUAGAACACAAAUUACAAGAAUAAAAAGUUCCUCAAAGAACACACUUAUUAGCUUUGUUAAAAGAAAACCAUGUUUCACUGUGUAAAAAAAACAAUGCAUUACUUUCACUUAUUAUCAUUGUAUAACAUAAGAAUGAAGAGAGAAAAUUAAUUCCUGAUUUUUUGUGUGCAUCCUCUAUACUGUUAAGAGUUCAGCCACUAAUUUGUGUACAUACUGUAUACUCCUGUUACAAAGGAAAGAAGAUGCACAGUAUAUGUGUAUACAGAGGAGGCAGUUGUUUUUCAGUAAAAGAAAUUGUUCUGCUGUAAUGACUGUAAAUGUAUUUAUUUAUGACACUGUAUAUUUUGACAAUAUUUUUUUACAAUGGAGAUAUUGUGAAAGUUUAUGAAUAUGUUCAUGUUCAUUGAAAAAUUGAUAAGGUCCAGUUGCCACUUAAUACCAUAUGAAACAGAACUGUUUUGUUUGUUAAUCCAUCCUCAAAAAAUUAAAUAAAAUGUUACUGAGGUUACAGUUGCUCUUCAAGCUAAAGUAGGUUUACGGUGUAAGAUACCAAAUGAUCUGUUUAGUGUAUUUUGUGCUUUGUGUUCUAUUCUCAAGAUUUACUGUUUGCACAUUAAAGUUCACAGUUUGA